UAGAAAGGUAUGGCAUCCGUGGCGUGGCAAAUGAUCUGAUCAAGAGCUACCUAACUAAUCGAUUUCAGUACACUGAUGUUGUAGGAGAAAAGUCCGACCUACUUCCAAUAAAAUUUGGGGUUCCCCAGGGGUCAAUUCUCGGACCCCUUUUAUUCCUACUUUACAUAAAUGAUAUCUCUAAUAGCUCUAGCUUGGGAUCGUUUGUCACCUUUGCGGAUGACACCAACAUAUUUGUUGUUGGUAAAACUGCACAAGAAGCAUAUGAACGCAGCAACGCCCUACUUUCAAACCUUCAAACAUACAUGCGGGCUAACAAACUUCACAUAAACAUGUCAAAAUGCUGCUACAUUCACUUUAGACCUAAGUCACGUACUGAAGCAAACGUUGAAGAAGAAUUCAUAAUGAAUAUAGACAACUACCCUAUCAAAAGAGUAACGUCAGCUAGAUUUUUAGGAGUCGUCAUUGACGAAAAUCUAACAUGGGAAGAACAUAUAAUAGCCCUAAAACGAAAGCUUAACCAUGCCACCUCAACUCUGUGUCGUCUACGCUGCUCCCUCCCAGAAUUUCUCCACAGACAGUUAUACUACACUCUUUUUGAAUCCCAUCUGUCGUACUGCAUAUCAGCAUGGGGUGGGGCAGCUAAAAAUCGUAUAAGCUCAAUAUUCACUGCACAGAAGUACUGUCUGAGGGUCUUGUUUGGUGAUAGAGCAGCCUACCUGGAUAAAUUCAAAACGUGUGUUCGAACCAGACCAUUUACUGACCAGAAACUUGAUAGUAAAUUUUAUAAAAAGGAGCACACUAAACCUCUGUUUAAAAACAACGAGAUACUCACUGUACAAAAUCUUUAUACUUACCAUAGCUACAUAGAAUUAUUCAAGAUCAUGAAGUUUUCUACUCCUAUGUCUAUGUACGAAGAGUAUUCUCGUUCUUCCAGGAAACAAAUGCUUAUUAUCAAUAAACCGGAUCCCCCAGUCAACCAUAACACGAGGUCAACGAAAAUAUGGAAUAUAAUAACCCCUAACCUUAAAAUCUUUGAUUGUUCUGUUAGUAUUUCUUGCCUGAAAUCCAAACUGAAAUCUUCACUACUUUCCAACCAGCAUUGUCAUGCCGUGUAUGACUGGACAAAUAAAGACUUUGAUAUUUGUAACCUUAAAUUUUCGUAGGCUCCUGCAGGGAUUCCACCUGACCUCCAAAAUUUCAUGACCAAAUCGACUUACUCUGCCAGCGUAUUCCUCUGUCAAGUUAAAUGUGAUGUGUGAGUGAGUAAGUGUAGUGUAAAGAGAUCCUACUUUUGUAUCCAAUUUGAAUUCUAAUAAAGACCCUAAGCAUUAUGAUCAAAUUUUUAGUACAAUAGUUAUACAUCUAUGAUUAAUAUUAUAACCCAAUAUUCAUUUCUUUUUCUCCCUUAAAUUUAAACCCCCGGCCCCCACUUAGACAUUUAGCCAUGAUUUAGUAUUGAACACCCAAAAUACUUACCGUCCUUAAUAAUCGUAAAGACCAUUUGUUACAAAAUAGCUGCUAGAAUAAUGCAUGCCAAAUAUUCCCUCUUACACCCACAAAUUAUAAUACCUUCCUAUCAACGCCUCUAAUUUGGUCACUAAUCAACCAGACUAGCGUUCUGGUGUGUACAAAAGCUACCAGCCAGUACAUUCCUUGCCCCGCUAGUUGAUAGUCAAAAAAUCAUACAGCUCAGAACAAACGGCCAUUUACCACUAAGAGCAUUAUAUGUUUUCAUUUGUUUAAAUUUUAUGCUGUAAAAUGUGCUAAAACUUUGAUUAUUUGUUUAAUUGAUUAUUUGUUUAAUUGAAAAAACACCUCUUCAAAAAUCUUCCAAAACCUCUUUUUAUAUUCUGAUAAUUUUCCGUUUAUCAAAGCUUUCUUUAGAUGUUUGAGUAAUCAAAUUUGUAUAUUCGUUUUGUUAUGCUUGAAGGAAUAAAUUGAAUUGAAUUUGAAAUUUAAUAAAAUAUAAUGUAUUUUCGUUUCAGAUAUGUCGAAGGAGUUUAUAACUGGCAGUGUUCUUGUCAACGGUAUUGAACACUCAAUAAAAUGGACUAAUGAUGAAUCAAACAGUGUCUCUAUUGAAGCCCAAAACUUAAGAACUGGUGAUUUGUGGAGGGCAGAGUUUACAAGUUCGUACAUAGAGAAUGUAACUCGGAAAACUGGUAGUUUUAAGGAAUAUUCGGUUUUUCUGGAAAUGCUCUCAGAUGCUGUUGCUGAUAAAACAGAUCAUGUUUACGUUGAGUUGCUGACCUAUUCCGAUUUGCUUGCUUUGAAGACUGGAAAACAUCUAGAUAAGAAAACUUCAGAUAGCAAAAGGUAUCUAAUUUUAACAUACAAAGUUAAAUAUGAUACUGUCCACUACCCGUUACCACUACAAUAUGUUGGCAAAAUGUCCCCUACAGAGCUGCAAGAUAACGUCACCAAAUUACAAAGUGAAAUUGAGUACUUAAAAAACCAGAUCAUUAGUGUUGGUUCACCACAAAAGCAGCAAAAACAUUCAGCUUGUUGCAAAGAGAAUUCGGAAUUGAGAAAAGAAUUAGAAUCUAUAAAAAAACAUGGGAAAAAGGAUCAACCAAAAAUGAUACAUACUCUUCAAGAGGCCUUACGAAAUCUGGAGUCUGAUCUUAUUCGAGAAAAAAAUAAGUAUCAGCGUAGUCUGGAUAAGAAGACUAGUGAAUGUAAGCAACUCAUUGAGGAGGUUGAAAAUAUGAGGUCUGAGAACCGAGCCUUGACUGUGAAACUUCGCAGUGUGACUACGGAGCUUAACAUUGCAAAGCGAAAUAAGUUGCACAACUAUCAGUAUAACAGAAACAGCAAGAGUGUCACUCCUGAAUCAAGAUCUUACCAGCAGAAUUCUCGUUCAACCAGCAGGGGUAGGGUAACUCCUGCAGAUAGACAGAGAUCAGGCAGUGUGGAUCGCAGCAGAGACAGUGUGGACAGAAGGAGCAGGGGGAGCAGCAUGGAAAGAAGUGUUUUUACCAGGAGAAACAGCAGCAGUAGAUCUAACAGCAGAAACAGUGCCAGGUCCGCUCCCGAAGUCAGAACUAAAGCUAGGACUCCCUCGCCAGCAGGGGCUAGAUAUCCCCGCUUUGAUCCCAGUGCAUAUGUGAAGGAAAAACAGCAGAAGGUCAAGGAGAGCAACUCUCGGCGAGAUCGUCAGGCUAAAACAAGAACGUAUCUACCCAGAGCACGUUCUACACCACUUGAGAAGCCUAGUCCAUCAAACAGUUUAUACCACAAACCACCCCCUUCAAACCUCGUCAAGGAUAUCAUCAAAACUAACCUCAUGAAUGCAAGAGGCAGAAGUGGGAGCUGUAGUAGUCUUGAUAGCUGUCGGAGCAAUGGCAGUAAAACCUCUCUCCGCAGCAACAACAGCACGACCAACAAAAAACCAGCAUCCAGGGGAAAUUCACAAAGAAGCAACUCUAGAAACAGCAACUCUAGAAACAGCAAUCAGCAGAAUAAACGGAGAACCCGUUUUGCAUACCCCUCUUCUGGCUCUGAAUCUGAAGACAAAGAAAAUAGGGGAUCAAAUUGUCGACAGAAAGCCUAUCUGAAUUCUCCAUCUUAUAUUACCAAGGGUGAUACCAGUCAGUUAAGUUUUACUAAAGAUUCUGAAAUUGCAGAGAUUGAUGCCCGGUUAAAUGCUUUGCAGUCUUACCUCAAAGAAGCUCAAAACAAACAAUACCCUUAGUUUGAAAUUUGCCAAUCUUAGACUUCACUCUAUUAAUACUGUUUUACGACUAUUAAUGCUGAAUGAGGUUGAAAUUUCACCCUAAAACUUACAGUCCAGUUUGAAGCACUUAGAUGAGAUUUAAUCAGUAUACAAUGUUCUGCGGAUAGAAAAGUUUUAAACAGACUAAUUAUAAUAUUGAUAACAAAUAUUUUCCAGAAUUUAAGAAAAAUGUUUGACUACCGUUGACUGACUUUAACAUCUUGAUAUUAUUUGCUUACCGUUUUCUUUAAUUUACUAGCUUGUCUUGAUUUUGAUAAAAAAAUAACUUGUAUAAUAUUGUCAUGCAACUGAUGCGUAUUAUUCUCCCCAUUAUACUGAAUAUUCUAUUCA
Molecule: messenger RNA, 4066 nt
Organism: Bolinopsis microptera
Lineage: Eukaryota; Metazoa; Ctenophora; Tentaculata; Lobata; Bolinopsidae
Product: centrosomal protein CCDC61-like
Exons: 1
Coding region: 1988-3694 (568 amino acids)
Source: RefSeq, a predicted model, not a curated record